This is a messenger RNA of Phlebotomus papatasi, 1145 nucleotides long. Its product is annotated as calcyphosin-like protein. Gene Ontology annotation, molecular function: calcium ion binding. Lineage: Eukaryota; Metazoa; Arthropoda; Insecta; Diptera; Psychodidae. Bases 338 to 985 code for a protein of 215 amino acids. The record is from RefSeq and is a predicted model, not a curated record. The transcript has 3 exons.
UAAUAUCGCCGUUCAUGCGGUAGGAAAAGAAGUUUAUUGUCGGGUCAAAGGGUAAUAACAAUAAGCUUCACCUUUAGAGCUUUUGAGGAAUCGCCUUUCCUUCAUUGCUUGGUGAAAGAGUAAAAGUGGUUUAACUGGAGUGUACAAAAGAAUUGGGUCAUGUAGAGUCAUCAUCAAUAUUUUUCUAUCUUAUGUUCUUUUCUUCACAAUCAAAUCGAUUUUUUUUGUCCGUAAAUACGGCAAUCGAUACAUAAGUUGGGCAGAGGACAGACCACUUUUUUUAUGGUGAAUUGUAAUAGAAGUACAAAGGAUUGUAAAGUGAUUUAGUGGCUGUAAAAUGGCCAAUCGUCCAGUCAGUGCAAUGUCAAGGCAUGAGUCUGAUCUGGUGAACAAAAGCCGAAGGGCCCUUAUGGAUGGGCGCGAGAAGGAUACUCUGGAGAAGCUGAGACUCAUGUGCCUUGCUCGUGGAGCCACGGGAAUUCUUGGGCUUGGCCGGACAUUCAGAAGGAUGGACGAUGAUGGGAAUAAAGCCCUGAACAGGGAAGAGUUUUUCAAAGGGAUAAAAGAUACAGGAUUGGAUAUUGAGGAUAAUGAUGGGGAUGAUUUAUUUCACAAAUUCGACACCGAUGGAAAUGGAUCAAUCAACAUGACAGAAUUUCUUGUUGCCUUGAGGCCCCCCAUGUCAGAAGGCAGAACCAAUAUAAUCGAGCAAGCAUUUAAGAAACUCGAUAAAACCGGCGAUGGAGUCAUAACAAUUGAUGACCUGAAGAAUGUUUAUUCUGUGAAAGCUCACCCAAGGUACAUAAGUGGUGAGGAGACGGAAGAGACUAUCAUGAAGAAGUUCCUGGCCAAUUUCGAAGUGGGUGGUUUGGUAGAUGGAAAGGUGACUCGAGAAGAAUUCUUCAAUUACUAUUCCUCGAUAUCAGCCUCAGUGGACAAUGAUGCGUAUUUUGACCUAAUGAUGAGACAAGCCUACAAACUAUAACUUGAGUCUCUGACGAUAAAAGUAACCAAAGGAAAUUCUUCUGAAGAUGUCUCUUACACUAAACUGCCUUUAUUAAUGUUAUAUUUCUAAUUAGUAAUCGUACUUGCAAAUCAAUUACAAAUUGGAUCAAAAUAAAAGCCAUACAGAGAAAUCGAAAAAA